This is a messenger RNA of Vitis vinifera (wine grape), 941 nucleotides long. RefSeq names its product protein REDUCED CHLOROPLAST COVERAGE 1. Gene Ontology annotation, biological process: organelle organization. Bases 128 to 382 code for a protein of 84 amino acids. The transcript has 3 exons. NCBI's taxonomy places the organism in Eukaryota, Viridiplantae, Streptophyta, Magnoliopsida, Vitales, Vitaceae. Gene Ontology annotation, cellular component: cytoplasm. The record is from RefSeq and is a predicted model, not a curated record.
AAGAACCACAUUCUUUACAAUCAAGUUCAAGACUUGCAAGGUAGAGUCCUUGUAAGGAAAUGUGGGUGCAGGAACAUAUGCUAAUUGAAGCCAACAAUGCGUUGAAAAGGAAGGUACAAAUUCUCAAAUGAACCUGGUCUUUUAUUUUAGAUUGACAUCCUGUGUUAUAGAAAGAAACCUAUUGAAAGGGAUCAUUGCUGAUGAAAAUACUGCUGCACAUGAUUUUGCCACUCUUGGUGUUGUCAAUGUCAGAUACUGUGGGUAUAUAGCUGUGGUUAAACUUGAAGGGAAAGAAAGUAGCAAAAUGGAUACUCAUUUUCAAAGCAUUGAACUUCUUGAUCAGCCUGAAGGUGGUGCCAAUGCCCUUAAUAUUAACAGUUGAGGAAAUCUUACCAUUGGGUGGAUUAUUGGAUUGCGUUGACAAUUGAGAAUUGCUUGGCGCCUUAGGAACUCAUUAUUCAUGGAUCUAGCCAAGGUUUUAUUUUGUUUAUUUAUUUAUUUUGUAGAGAAUGAGGAAAUUAUGUUAGUCCAAAAAGAAUUUGUAAUAUUUCUUUUUCUUUUGUUUGAAAUUUUUGUGAGAUGGGAACUUGGAGCGUGCUGGAUACAGCAUUUGCAGGAUCAAAACAACACAGAGAAAGAUAAGAAACCAUCUACUGCAAAGACAAAAAAUGAGAUGAAGGUCGAGGGACUUGGUACUCCUCUUAGAUCUCUUAAGAACAAUAAGAAAAAUUUAGAUGGCAACAAUCUGAAAAUGCAGUCUGAGAAAUCAAAAACCCCUGCAGAGUCUGUUAUUGGGGAAGCUGAAAAUUCUACACUGUCCUCAACAAAACCUCAGCUUGAAGCUAAUGCAAAUGAAAAUGAACUUGCACUGAAGAGGAUGUUGUCUGAUGCAGCUUUUGCCCGGCUUAAACAAUCUGAAACUGGACUCCACCGCAAGGUAA